AUGGCGAAUCGCACGGUUAAAGAUGCGAAGUCAAUACGAGGCACAAACCCUCAAUAUUUAAUUGAAAAGAUUAUCAGAUCCCGUAUAUACGAUUCUAAAUAUUGGAAGGAAGAAUGUUUUGCCUUAACUGCCGAACUCAUGGUCGACAAGGCAAUGGAAUUACGAUACAUUGGCGGCGUGCACGGAGGCUUUAUAUACCCUACUCCGUUUUUGUGUUUAGUUUUAAAAAUGUUGCAGAUCCAGCCUGAAAAGGACAUUGUAGUAGAAUUUAUCAAAAAUGAAGAGUUUAAAUAUGUGCGUGCGUUAGGGGCUUUUUAUAUGAGACUGACAGGAUCGUCAGUUGAUUGUUACAAGUAUUUAGAACCUCUUUACAAUGAUAACAGAAAGUUGAGAAGGCAAAACCGUGAAGGACAGUUUGAAAUAGUUCAUGUGGAUGAGUUUAUAGAUGAACUGCUUCGAGAAGAACGGCUUUGUGACGUGAUUCUGCCUAGAAUCCAGAAGAGACCCAUAUUAGAAGAGAAUAAUGAAUUGGAGCCCAAAAUUUCAGCUCUUGACGAUGAUUUAGAUGAAGACAUGCCUUCUGAUGAUGAGAAUGUUGAUGUUGAAGUUAAGGAGAACAAGAGAGAGAAGGAUAGAAGGGAUAGAGACAGAAAGAGAGACAGAUCAAGAGAACGUGAGAGACGCGAAAAGGAUCGCAAACGUGAAAGAUCACGUAGUCGAGACCGAGAUAGAAGAAGAGAAGAGAAUAGAAGAGAACGGGAACAUCCUGUACACAACUUUUUAUAG
Messenger RNA from Arctia plantaginis, 786 nucleotides. The record is from the annotation of a GenBank genome assembly. Lineage: Eukaryota; Metazoa; Arthropoda; Insecta; Lepidoptera; Erebidae.